AUGUCUCAGUUGUUGAGCCAGCUGAUAAAGCGGACGAGGGUGGAGUGUGAGGAGGCAAUGAGAGGGAUUGUGAGGGCGUCCAAUGGGAUGGCUGGAUGCUCCUUGCUCGAACAUGAUAUCGUUGGAGCGGUGAACGAGUACCGGGAUGUGUUGAUGAUGAAUGAGAAGCACAAGGAUGAUGAGAUGAGGAUCGACUCUCUCCAGCUCAUCCACACCAUACACAACCUCAUCACCCUACUCACUCAACCACCAAAACGCGAGCACGAGUGCAGAUACAUGCGUAGGAGGGAGGUGUUCGUUAUGAAGACCAAGUUGGCAUGUGUCAAUCAAAUGCAGACGGUCCACAAGCUGACCAAUCAGAUGGAAAGUCCGUAUGAUUGGUGGCUGGGAUUGUUGAAGUUGAUUGCAGGACUGCGAUUGGACGAGGUCCUCAUCAAUAGAAUUCAAACUGACCUAUCAGAUAACGCGCAGGGGUCUAUGUUCAUAAGCAGAUGCCCUUUCUGCAAAGCCCACAAGUUGUUUGAAGCCUAUGAGACCUACUUAUUUGCAUUCAAAGACAAGGAGACAGCCAAUCAGGUUUUAGAAAAACACGGAAAUAGAAGUACUAAGGGCAACAACGAUGAUGAUGACGAUGAAGACGAUGAUGACAAAGGCAGGAAGUACGAUAAUCACGUCAAUGAUGAUGAUGAUGAUGGCGACAAACAUCUAAUAGAAUUGGGACAGCAUCAUGUUGCUUGGUACGAAGCUGCCAAGAGAGAGUUCAAGUUACUGCGUGUUUUGUGGCAAGCCCUGAGAGAAAAGGUGUCCUCGUAUGAUGAGAUGAUGAUGGCGAAGAUGAGGAUGAGGUGGAGGCAGGAGGGGGAGGAGGUUCAACCCGGUGACCAUCACGUCGUCGAGAGAGACACUUUGAAAGAGGUAAGAAUGAAGUUCAAGACCGAACGAAUGAUGGGUGAAAAUGAGCUGAAGAACAAAAAGAGCCAGCUAAACUACCUCAAAAACAUGUUCAAGAACCACGGUAAUUCCUCAACGAGGGCAACCAAUCCUGACCCGUGCCCUGUGUGUCAAAACAAGCUAGGUACUAAGUGGAGCGUGAUGCAGUGUGGUCACUGCUUCUGUCUGCACUGCAUGAGAAUUCUCGCACAGGACACCAGCCACCAUUUUUAUCCUCGUCGCCACCAUCAUCACCAUCAUCAUCAUAACCGAUCGCCAUCCUCAUCCUCACUACUAUCAUCAUCGUCAUCAUCAUCGUCGUCGUCAUCAUCAUCAUUUAAAUGCCCGUUGUGUCGCGUGCCAACUCUGAUGAGGGACGUGUCGUUCGUUUGCACGAAAUCAUCGUCGUCGUCACUCUUCGGCGAGGAUGAUCUCACUGUUAAGGGAGAUUGGUCCACUAAGAUCGAGGAGGUGGUCAGGCUGGUCCUUAAGAUCAUAGGGGCGGAUCCAAGCAGCAAGAUACUUAUUUUUUCUACUUGGUCAGAUGUGUUGGACCUCGUGUCCGAAGCACUAACCGGAAAUGACGUCAAACAUCAGUCCUUGACCAGGAGAUACAAGUUUGAUGAGAACUUGCAGUGCUACAAAGAGGACGUCACUCAGAGAUGCCUCCUCCUACCCAUCCACUCAGGUUCGAACGGUCUCAACCUCAUCGAAUCAAAUCACGUCAUCUUCGUUGAGCCCAUCCUAAACCCCGCCCAGCUGUUACAGGCCGUUGGAAGAGUCCACAGGAUUGGUCAGACCAGACCAACAUUUAUCCACCACAUGUUGGUGAGGAACACCAUCGAAGAGAAACUGCACCACCUCCUCAGCAGAACAGAUGCCAGGGUGCCCAUGGAGACCAGGAACUCCGAGGAAACGACCUUGACCCUUCACCAGUUCAAUGACCUUUUCUCAUCCGCCCACUGCUACGACGACGAUGAUGAUGAUAGUGACAACGAUGAGGACGAUAAUGAUGGAGAGGGUGAAAAUCGUUGUAAUAGCAAAAAUAUUGACAACAACAUCAACAACAACCACAACAACAAAAGCAACAGCAUCAACAACAACACUUGUACUAGCACUAAUACUAAUAAGACAAACAGUCGCGUUAAGAUCAGUUCAAGUCUUAUGUAGUUUAUGUUGUUGCUAAUUAAAAUUUGUUUUGUUUGUCUGUGCAGACAAAAAAAUUAGUUGCCGUUGUUGGGAUUCGUUGUGUUGUAGAGUAAUUUUAAAGCGAUAAGUUUUCAAUGUGGCAAAAUUUACUUUCGUAUGUAGUUCAUUGAGAUACGUGUUUGUUUAACUUAUUUGUUUAACAAAUUGUUUAACUUUGUAAGUUUGUUGUCUAGUUGUUAAGCGUUUGUUCAUUGAUGGUACUGUUUAAUUUUUGGGCUUUAGCAAAGAGUUUAUUCGUUUAAUUUGUGCCCUUUAUAUGUGCAGUCUUACACUGGUUUGAUGUCUAAUUUUGAAUAAAUUAAUCUAUUAACAUUUCAUAAACCGUGUCAUCAUGUACGUAUAUUUUCUGAUUAAUGUUUCAAGUUUUUUUUUUCACUAUUUCUCAUUUCAUUCAUUCGUUACAUUCUGUAUAAAAUAUUAUUGUAUUUUAAGAAUAAAAUUUCAAUUAAUCAAUUGAUUGCUUUUUGUAGAAGGCGGUCGGUUAGAAUCAAAUUGCAAUAAAGUAAAUCAAAUCUUCUAUUAGAUUUUGUCAGUAUAUUUGUUUUAAAAUUAAAACUUUUUAUGAAAUAUUCAAUCAAUACGUUUUAAAUGUAAAAUGAUUAAAGAUGAGAAG
Messenger RNA from Helobdella robusta, 2752 nucleotides. RefSeq lists its product as hypothetical. Bases 1 to 2100 code for a protein of 699 amino acids. Gene Ontology annotation, cellular component: nucleus. NCBI's taxonomy places the organism in Eukaryota, Metazoa, Annelida, Clitellata, Rhynchobdellida, Glossiphoniidae. The transcript has 15 exons. Gene Ontology annotation, molecular function: ubiquitin protein ligase activity. The record is from RefSeq and is a predicted model, not a curated record. Gene Ontology annotation, biological process: protein polyubiquitination; DNA damage response.